CACGUGAUUCUACACUGUCGGUACUGUAUGGACUCGUUUUCCCUUACGAAAGGUGGAGAGUAUGAGAGGGGUGGGCUUCAGCGACUGCAUUUUAACCACCGAAUCACACUGAAUUAAGCCUAACUUCAUCGCGUUAGACUUCCUGAACUUUUGACCCGUCGUCGCCUGCAUCAGCAGUGUUUCACUUUGCACCCGGCGUCUCCUCCUCAGCGUGGGUUUGAACAACACUAGUGUUCGGCUGCUGAAUAUAGGCCAAAGGGCAUGAAGACAAGCGCAAUAACGGAUGAAAUGGAAAUGCAGCAUGAUCCAGAUUUGCAGUUUAAACUGGCUUAUUCAGAUUCAGAAAGAAAUAACACAGGCAUUAAAACCCGAGCAAGAGGCCAGUGGUCCAGUAAAGUGGAAUUUAUCUUAGCUGUUGCUGGCCAAAUCAUUGGUUUGGGAAAUGUGUGGAGAUUUCCAUAUCUGUGCUACAAGAAUGGAGGAGGAGUGUUUUUCAUUCCAUAUGUGGUCUUUCUGUUUGCCUGCGGCAUUCCUCUUUUUCUUAUGGAGACUGCUUUGGGUCAGUACACCAGCCAAGGGUCUGUCACCUGUUGGAGGAAGAUCUGCCCACUAUUUGAAGGUCUGGGUUAUGGGAGUCAGGUGGUCGUCCUCUAUUCCAGUGCCUACUACAUCAUCAUUCUGGCCUGGGCUUUCUUCUAUCUCUUCUCUUCUUUUAGUGCUGAACUACCGUGGGCUAGCUGCAGGAACUGGUGGAAUACAGAGAACUGUGUUGAGUUUGACCAAAUGGGAGGGACAAGAAACCUGAGCUUUAUGGAGAAUGCAUCAUCACCUGUUAAAGAAUUUUGGGAGAGACGAGUAUUGAAUAUAACUGGAAGUAUGAAUGAGCUGGGCAGUUUGAGAUGGGAGCUGGCUCUGUGUCUUCUACUGUCCUGGAUUAUUUGCUACUUCUGUGUGUGGAAAGGAGUGAAGUCCACAGGCAAGGUUGUAUAUUUCACUGCUACAUUUCCAUAUGUUAUGCUACUGGUGCUUCUGAUACGAGGUAUUACGCUGCCUGGAGCCAUCGAUGGCAUUACCUUCUACCUCUACCCAAACCCAGCACGCCUUGCAGACCCACAGGUAUGGAUGGAUGCUGGAACACAAAUAUUUUACUCCUACGUUCUCUGCAUUGGGUGCCUUACAGCUUUGGGAAGCUACAAUAAAUACAACAACAACUGCUACAAAGAUUGUGUUUACCUGUGCCUGCUAAACAGUGGAACCAGCUUUGUAGCUGGCUUCGCCAUCUUUUCAGUUUUGGGCUUCAUGGCCUUUGAACAGGGGGUCGAUAUCUCAAUGGUAGCAGAGUCAGGUCCUGGUUUGGCCUUCAUUGCAUAUCCACGAGCUGUAGCUAUGAUGCCUCUGUCUCAGCUGUGGUCCAUAUGUUUCUUCCUCAUGAUUAUUCUGCUGGGGCUUGACAGUGAGUUUGUGUCUUUAGAGUCUCUCAUGACCGCCAUAACAGACAUGAAUUCCAACUUCUUCCUCCAAGGACACCGUCGUAAACUCUUCCUCCUCCUCAUUUGUGUGGGCUGCUUUCUCAUUGGCCUCCUGAUGGUAACAGAGGGUGGCCUGUAUAUCUUCCAGUUAUUCGAUUACUAUUCCUGCAGUGGAAUGACCCUCCUCAUUUUUGCCAUUGCACAGUCAAUAUGUAUUGGCUGGUUUUAUGGUGCUGAUCGUCUGUAUGACAAUAUUGUUGACAUGAUCGGUUAUCGUCCUUUGACAUUAAUGAAGUACUGCUGGAAAUAUAUCACUCCUAUUGUGUGUAUAGGCACAUUUGUCUUCUCUUUGGUCAAAUUUACUCCUCUAAAGUUUAACAACACAUCUGAAUACCCGUGGUGGGGUUAUGCGGUUGGCUGCUGGUUCACCCUCUCUUCAACAUUGAUGGUUCCCUUAUGGAUGAUCUAUGUUGUCCUCAUCACUCCUGGUACAUUGAAACAGAGACUGCGUAUCCUUUGCACUCCAGCAAGUGAUCUACCUUUGACAUCAGAAAGACCAAAAGAAACCCUGUGACAAAAAAAUAUUAUCACGAGGCAGUGGACCAGCCCCAUUUUGGAUGGACCAAUGCUCAUUACAGUUGGUAUAUGAUUAGAAAAUGUUGGAUAAUGUGUUAUUUUCAGUAAGAAAGAUUAACCAGAGCAGCUCGCUUUGACAGACUUUGUGCCUUGUAAAAGAAGGACAAGGCACGUUUGGUUCAUUUCAAUCAAAUGUUAGGGUGUAACAGUAUUUUUUUUUUCUUUAGGUUUCUAUGGGUCAGUCAUGCAACACUUUGCUGUUUUGUGCCUAUAGUCAAGAGCUGGUGUUUUGAGAAAGUGUUACAGAAAGUAAAUCAUGUUGGGGGUUUUGUAUUACAAAUAUGAUAACAUUUAUAGUAGAUUCAAGAAAAUUGAUUAACCAAGAAAAUCCAUAUUUUGGAACUUAAAUCUGCUUAGAUGUGCAGUCAAUAUUCUAUAGUCUACCAUCUAUAUUUUAAGUAAAAAUGCUUAAUUUAAGGUAACAUCUAUAGGUCAUUCAAGCAUAUGUAAAUUUUUAUAAGU
This is a messenger RNA of Carassius auratus (goldfish), 2567 nucleotides long. RefSeq names its product sodium- and chloride-dependent GABA transporter 2. The record is from RefSeq and is a predicted model, not a curated record. Gene Ontology annotation, biological process: amino acid transport; sodium ion transmembrane transport; nitrogen compound transport. NCBI's taxonomy places the organism in Eukaryota, Metazoa, Chordata, Actinopteri, Cypriniformes, Cyprinidae. The coding region runs from base 262 to 2043 and encodes 593 amino acids. The transcript has 16 exons. Gene Ontology annotation, cellular component: plasma membrane; cell projection. Gene Ontology annotation, molecular function: gamma-aminobutyric acid:sodium:chloride symporter activity.